AUGCACACAUAUAAGUGCACAAUUUCGAUAGCUAACAUAAUUGCGAACUGCCGGAAGGAAGUGUACACGAAAAAAGAAAAGAUGUCGGACUGUGCAGCAGCUGCCGAAAAAGUUGAGGCAAUUCUGACAAGUGCCAAUGCUGAAACUGCUGCUACUGAAGACAACGCCUCGAUGGAAAUGCAGGAAGACAAUGCCAACACAGAAACUCUCCCUGUGAAGACUCCUCUCAUAGAAAGUGCUGGUAAGAAAUGGCCUCAAAGAGAUAGCCUACUUUCUGAGGAGGUGGGUACCGCCACCGCAAGUGAGAUGAAAGAGGAGAACUCAUUCCUAGUGACUCCGAAGCUUGCCAAUAUUCCUGCUGAGGACUCUACAGAAACACCCAGUGCGGCUCCCGUAAGCAUUCCCGGUGAGUUGUCUGCUAUGGAAGAGAGUAUGAGCGGCGUUGUGUUGACUGGUGAAAGCCCCCAAACGGACACUACCUCACCCAGCACACCCCGAAAGCCACAAAAGGCAGCCUUCAACGUUGACGCAAAGCCGUUUUCCCCUGUAUCCCUUAGUGAUCCGACACUACAGGCAACUUUGGUUGGCGAGACCAACGGGGUCUCGAUUAAAAUUGGCCAAUGGAGUCCACAACCAUUUGUUCCUAUUUCACACAUAUCGCCAGCAGUCCCCGCUAAUGUUGCUCACGUACCGUAUGCUGCUCCUGCCCAUGCACCAGCGCCAGCGGUAAAAAAAGAGAUAACGACGGGGAAGGAUUCCCUGUCAGCUUUUGCGAAACCAUGGAGCCCUCAUCCCGAGGUUACGGUAACUCCUAUCGUGAUUCCUGAGAGCGAAGUUAUCAUCCAUCCAGGCUCCUGGUCAGCUACGAUUGUGGAUGGAAAGGAAGUGAUAGCUCCUUCUCCUAUGGUGCUGAGGAAAUCGAGCACCAAUUUAUUUGCACACUCAUUCUUCAUUCACCCUAAAGGUCUCAAGACUGUCGAGCUCGAGCUGUUCAACUACUCCUGUGCAAGGUGCACUGUGAAGACGUUGUACGGUCGACUUUCGUCACGCCAACCGGAUGCGACAAUGCGAAACGUCAGCGUAGACGUUCCACCUCUCUGCGUAGCGCACCUCAUCGAACAGAUCACCAAGGUGAAGGUAACAGCUUUGCACUUAAACGAGUCAGAGGGAGCACAUUACGACAUUUGGCUUGAUAAGCCAAAUAUGUCAACGCAGCUUGUGGAACUCAUAUCUGGAAAUCUAUGGGCAACACCGAUGCAUCAUGGGUAUGCUGUGAUGGGGAAAAAUGAAGAAGGUAAGCGCUAUCUUCGAAGCUACGUUGAAAGGCUGAGGGACUCGAAGCCGGCAGGAUCAAAUGUGUACGAUACUGCGUUAGUGGAAGUGAAGGAACAUUAA
Molecule: messenger RNA, 1395 nt
Organism: Leishmania braziliensis MHOM/BR/75/M2904
Lineage: Eukaryota; Euglenozoa; Kinetoplastea; Trypanosomatida; Trypanosomatidae
Exons: 1
Coding region: 1-1395 (464 amino acids)
Source: RefSeq, a predicted model, not a curated record